AUGUCGUCCAACUCGACCAACCAGGCCUUCCAGGCAUUCUAUCUUCAGCAUACCACCGCGGAGCUUGCUGAAGACCUUGACCAGUUGCGCACAUCCGCCGAUUUUGUCCUGCCGGGUCAGGAGAGUGUUGGUGCUGGCGAUGCCAGCGCUGCAGGCGGAAAGGCUGGUGCCAAGAGCGCUUCUGAUCGGCGCGCUGCGGCAAGGAACGGCCAUGUUCUCGGCCGAGGACCAGGCCCGAGUGGUCGUUGGCAAGACCGGCGAGAGCAGCUGAAAGGGGACUCGACGGGAUUCUGCUCAAGCCAGGAGGAGACGGACACGACACGCGUUUACGACGACGACGACAACAACGAAGUGUAUAAAUCAAUGUUUAAGGCCAGCAUCAAUGCGGAAUCCAACAUGCAAUGA
Messenger RNA from Sporothrix schenckii 1099-18, 405 nucleotides. RefSeq lists its product as uncharacterized. The record is from RefSeq and is a predicted model, not a curated record. The coding region runs from base 1 to 405 and encodes 134 amino acids. NCBI's taxonomy places the organism in Eukaryota, Fungi, Ascomycota, Sordariomycetes, Ophiostomatales, Ophiostomataceae. The transcript has 2 exons.